AGCUAUGGGAAGUUUCAACACCAGUUCUGGAGAGAGCUUCAUUUUGGUGGGCUUCUCAGAUUGGCCUCAACUGGAGAUCCUCCUUUUUGUCUUUAUUUUGAUUUUCUACUCCCUAACUCUCUUGGGCAACACCACCAUCAUCAUUCUCUCCCGAAUAGACCUUCGACUGCACACGCCCAUGUAUUUCUUUCUCUCUCACCUCUCCUUCCUGGACCUUUGCUUUACCACCAGCACUGUGCCUCAGCUUCUAAUCAACCUUCAGGGACUGGACCGGACCAUCAGCUAUGGAGGGUGUGUGGCCCAGCUCUUUAUCUACCUUGCCUUGGGCUCCACUGAAUGUGUGCUCCUGGUGGUGAUGGCCAUUGAUCGCUAUGCAGCUGUGUGUCGUCCACUCCACUACACAACCAUCAUGCACCCCCUUCUCUGCCAGGCAUUAGCUAUCACAUCCUGGGUAGGAGGAUUCAUGAACUCUCUGAUUCAGACAGGCCUCAUGAUGGCCAUACCUCUCUGUGGCCAUCGACUGAACCACUUCUUCUGUGAGAUGCCUGUAUUCCUGAAGUUGGCUUGUGAGGACACAGGAGGCACAGAGGCCAAGAUGUUUGUGGCCCGAGUCAUAAUCUUGGUUGUACCUGCGGCACUGAUUCUAGUCUCCUAUGUGUACAUUGCUAAGGCAGUACUGAAGGUCAAAUCAAUGGCUGGGCGCAGAAAGGCUUUUGGAACAUGUGGGUCCCACCUGCUGGUUGUUUUCCUCUUCUAUGGCUCAGCCAUUUACACAUACCUCCAACCUAUCCACAGUUAUUCUGAGAAGGAGGGAAAAUUUGUUGCCCUUUUUUACACUAUAGUCACUCCCAUUCUCAAUCCUCUAAUUUAUACCCUAAGAAACAAGGAUGUGAAGGGAGCUCUGUGGAAAGUACUAAGAAGAAGCAGAGACUCAGGUUAAGAUGGGAAAAGAGAAUGACUAAAAUUUUAAGUAAUAACUCUCAGACCAUGGAUCCUCUCUUGUUCCUUGGAAGACUGAUGAUCAUGCACAGUCCUCUGUAAUAUCUGUGGAUUUAGUGCCUUCUUGGCUUGAAUGUUAGACAUAGGGACCUUUGGGGACUCUUUCUAGUUCAUUUCCUGUGACUACUGUGCAGCUAGGAGUAAGUGUUGACUUCUAUCACAACUUUCCAAAGGAAUGAGGCUGGGAAAUGGGGAUAUUGUGGUCACAUAUGGUGAAUGGGCCUGAAUUCUCAUAAUAUCUGAGCAUUAUAGAAGACUUAAUGCAGAAUGAAAACACCUUUUCCAAAGUUAAUGAUUCCCAAUGUGGUGUCAUGUAGAUGACACUGUGCCCAAAGGCAUAGGAGAUGUGUUCACCCUUAUUUUCUAAUUAGCUAUGACAUUGUCAUAUAUCCUUAUUUUUCAGGGCUGAUUUCUAUGUUCUUAUACAAUGGUUACUCUUCCAAGAUAUUUGGAGCAAACAAGGAGAUCACAAACAGAUGUACUUACAUAUAGAGUCUCAGAUAUGAUGACAUUUACCUACUUGAAAAAAAUGGCAGAAUAAUUAGGGGGAUCCUGAAUAAAAGAAGACAUCAACACCUCAUCAGCUGCAUUGGUUAUGCUAUGGUGUCAUAAAUUAAAUACUGUCCAUGUAAGACAGAAAAGAAUAUUUAAGAAGUUAGCAUAAAACAAUGAACCAUGAGAAAGUGACAUAAAAAGAAGAAUAAAAGGGAAUAUCAUAAAUAUAAAAGUGAACAGAGAAGGAGGAGUUCUCUGGUAGGGAAUAGUAGAAGUUUUUAGAAAUUUUGAACAAAAAGUACAGACAGUAAUAACUUGAAAUUCUAUCACUAUCAAUCAUCCUAUGAACUUUUGUGUAACUAGCCCUAAGUAUGAAGGCAUAUUGAAGUUAGACUGUUGUAUCCUAAGUCUGAUUUAUCCAAAGUUUUCAUAUUUUUUAUUUAUUAGCUGAAGUCACUGAAUAACAAUUUGU
This is a messenger RNA of Ictidomys tridecemlineatus (thirteen-lined ground squirrel), 1966 nucleotides long. RefSeq names its product olfactory receptor 2Y1. Gene Ontology annotation, cellular component: membrane. Gene Ontology annotation, molecular function: olfactory receptor activity; G protein-coupled receptor activity. Gene Ontology annotation, biological process: G protein-coupled receptor signaling pathway. The record is from RefSeq and is a predicted model, not a curated record. NCBI's taxonomy places the organism in Eukaryota, Metazoa, Chordata, Mammalia, Rodentia, Sciuridae.